UUAGAUUGAAUAUUAUGUCUCAAAACGCGGUCCAACUUGCCGGCCUAGUGUUCGGCUUUGCGGGUGCUUGCCUACAUACAGUGGCGAUACUUCGUGCUGAUUGGAGAAUAAGUGAUCCGGGUGGUCCAGGAAAGUCAAUGUCGAAAAGUUGGAUCCAUAUUGAUGGGUUCUGGAAGGAAUGCAUUGGGUACACGACUGGAGAAUGGCAUUGCGAUGGAUUCGGAGAUUUCUUUCUUCGUUUCAGCACUUACUUAAUAUUAGGACGAACGCUGAUGAUUGUCACCAUCGGUUGUGCAAGUCUUGCUGUAUUUCUAUCGUUAGCAGGCAUGAACUGUUCCACGAUGCUUCCCGAAGAUAGUUCAAUAAAACAUCGAGUCUACAAACUGUCCGUUCUACUAUUCCUUCUAUCAGCCAUAUCAGCCACAGUUAUAACACUGUGGUCAGCCAUACGAACUUCCUCUGAGUUCUACGCAUGCGUACAACAACAACGAAGCGGGCAGAAGGUUAACAAAGGUCAAUGUAUGAGAUUUGGACAAGCUUUGUAUAUAGCAUUUGGUGCAACGUCAUUCUGCUAUAUGGCACUUAUAUGUGGGGCAUGUUCAAGCAACCAAACUAAUGAUCCUCAAGAUCGACCCGUUAAGAUGUACGAACGACCACCAUAUGUGUAUAACAAAACCAAGCAGACACAGGAGUAUAUAUAGCUUAAAUGGAAGCCGGUAUAAUGUAUUAACGGCUCCGUGGUUAAAAUGUGUAUAUGCGUCAACACUUGUUAUUUGUAAUUACAUAAACCACUGUAGGCUACGCUUGGAAUUUAGAUGCUCAUUUGAAAUAAACUAUGUUCCUUUGUAAAGGU
This is a messenger RNA of Ciona intestinalis (vase tunicate), 853 nucleotides long. NCBI's taxonomy places the organism in Eukaryota, Metazoa, Chordata, Ascidiacea, Phlebobranchia, Cionidae. The record is from RefSeq and is a predicted model, not a curated record.